Messenger RNA from Fragaria vesca subsp. vesca, 1226 nucleotides. RefSeq lists its product as uncharacterized. Lineage: Eukaryota; Viridiplantae; Streptophyta; Magnoliopsida; Rosales; Rosaceae. The record is from RefSeq and is a predicted model, not a curated record. The transcript has 3 exons. Bases 218 to 919 code for a protein of 233 amino acids.
AGACAUAUUAAUAGAAAACUGAAAAAGUUGUAAGAAAAAAAAAAGGGAAAAUAAAACACAUAUAUUGUUCGGGCCAAGUUGCGGACCCAGGCCAGACCCGGCCUUGUUUGUCACCGGCUCACCGCAAUAUAUAGAACAAACUGAAUUCCAAUUCUAGAUCUGUAAAUUCUCCCAAACCAAAAAAAAUAAACAAGUUUUGAUCUGAGAAAUCAGGGCAAUGGAUCUGAUGCGCUACCAACCUGCUAUCGGCGGCUCCGCCCGGGCUACUCCGGCCGAGGCCGGCUGCGGGAGCUGGAAGCAGGGAGACGGAUGUCAUGACAUCAAACAUGAUUCCUCUAAGAAACGAGCGCUUUCGGGAGAAGAACUCAAACAGUUUCUCUAUGAUUCCUCUAGGAAAUCCGAGAUUUCGGAACGAGAGUUACAAGAGAUAUUUGUGAAGAUCGUCAAGGGUGCCGAUCCUAACCAUAAAUUGUCUGAAAGUGAAGCCGAAUCCACAAGGAAUCUGUUAGAUGGGUGGAGAGUUAGAGGAGAGUUGUUUAUGUUGCCGCACGAGGAAUUCGUAAAGAGGGUGUUUAUAUCUGAUGAGGAAUUUGAAAAGAUAUGCAAGGAAGCCGAGGCAGCUAGGAAACUGGAGAUAGCUGAACGUAAGCCUGAUGAAAAGCCUAAAUAUUGUGAAGUUUGUAUGAAGGUCGGGUACCACAUGUCAUUUCGGUGUCCUUACUUGGAAGAUAUUCCAAACCCCGACACCGCAGUUGUUGGCGAGGGCUAUGAAAUAAUUUGCCAUUGCUGCCUUGAGUCGGAUCAUGGCCACCCCAAGGGAAGCUGGGCAGGAUUUGCAUGGAAUAAGAGUUGUGAUUGGUUUGAAAAGCUGAUGCCCCGUGAUCAAGAAGACUCAGAUUCAGAAUCAGAUGAAGACUAGUCUGAAUAAGAUGAUGAGCCUUAACUUUGUGAAGGUUGUGGACCACUUGUCAUUUGAAUGUCCCUACUUGUAUGGCAAGUCUGAUCCCUGAAGACAUAAUAUGUAGCGAUUAACUACUUGAUUCAGUGUAGUAUUUUAGAUGGCCAGAGAACUGUUAUGUGAAUAAGAACCUCUAAAAGUGUCGUGUUGUUAAGAACUUAUCAUUGUCGUACUGUUGUUUGCUUCCCUUUUAGACUUUGUGAAGAUAAUUUAUUGGUAUCUUUGGUUUUGUCUCACUUUCAUGUAUUUUCGCUUUGAUCUCUUUAAC